AUGGCGGAUCAGAUAUCUAAGCCGUUGCAGUUUUUCGUGCGGCUACUUGACGGAAAAUCUAUAACCCUAACUUUUUCCUCUCCGUUAGCGUAUGGCGACCAGAUCAAGCAGCGGAUCUUCGAGCAGACGAAGAUUCCGACGCAUCUACAGCGUUUGAUAUGCGGAGGAUAUCAGAUCUCGGAUGGAUCCACGGUUUCGCAGCCUGACGCCACCGUGAAUCUCGUCCUCUCUCUCCGUGGAGGCAAGGGAGGGUUCGGAUCGCUACUUCGUGGUGCGGCGACGAAGGCUGGGCAGAAGAAGACAAACAACUUCGAUGCGUGUAGGGAUAUGAGUGGGCGGAGGUUGAGACACGUAAACGCGGAGAAGAGGCUGGAGGAGUGGAAGGAAGGGGAAGAGGAGAGGAAGCUGGAGAAAUUGGCGCAUGAGUUUCUAAAGAAGCAGGCGACGAAAGUUAAACAAGGUGUUGGAAAUGGAGCUACGCAGAAGUACGUGAAAAAGUAUAAGGAGGAAUCUGAUAAGUGCAUCGAGGCGGUGGAUUUGGCCUUGAAAGAGUCUUUCCAGAAUGGGAAGAGGAAGGGGAAGAUUGAUGCAGAAUCUGAAAAGUCGAAGCGACUCAAGAUAUGGAAGGGAAAGAGAGCUGUUGAUGAUAGUGACAGUGAUGAUAGCAGCGAUGAGGAAGAUGAGAAAUCUGUUGUUCUAAACAGUAGUAGCCAGGUGGUUUCGGAUAAGGAUACUGAUGAAAGCUCAGGCUCUGUUAUGGCUGGAGCCCAUUAUGGUGAUAGUUCUGGUAAAGCUUACUGCAACAGCAGCUCAGAGGAAGAGAAAGACAGUGUAGUGCACCAAAGUUCAGAUGUACCUAAGUUAGAGAAGAAGGAUGAUGAUUCGCCUGCUGCUGUUGUUGAUGCAAUGGGUCGAACUGUAAAAGAGGAGAAAUCAAGCGAAAAAAUUCAGAUCGAAGCAGCUUGUGAAACGUUAGUUACGUCUGUAGCUGUUAAUAAUCAAGGCAAUGAUCCUGAAGUGAAGACAGGAGGAGCUGUGGGAGAAGAAGAAACAGUGUCUGUUGUUGAUGCAGUGUGCUGCAAACCCGAUGAACCUCUUAACUUUGAUGACUUCAAUUCAGCAACAGAUAUGGAGGUAAUGGGGAUGGAGAGAUUGAAGAGUGAGCUUCAGUCACGUGGACUAAAAUGCGGAGGGACAUUGAAAGAGCGAGCUGCGAGGCUGUUUCUUCUCAAAACCACACCACUCGAUAAGCUCCCAAAGAAAUUGCUGGCCAAGAAAUGA
This is a messenger RNA of Thlaspi arvense, 1281 nucleotides long. The record is from the annotation of a GenBank genome assembly. Lineage: Eukaryota; Viridiplantae; Streptophyta; Magnoliopsida; Brassicales; Brassicaceae.